Molecule: messenger RNA, 1020 nt
Organism: Ornithodoros turicata
Lineage: Eukaryota; Metazoa; Arthropoda; Arachnida; Ixodida; Argasidae
Exons: 3
Coding region: 1-1020 (339 amino acids)
Biological process (GO): DNA integration
Molecular function (GO): nucleic acid binding
Source: RefSeq, a predicted model, not a curated record
AUGCUAGCAGAAUGUAAUUACAGCCAACUCGAUAAAGAGGCUCUGGCCGUAAUUUUCGGCGUUCUGAGGUUUCAUCAAUACCUCUGGGGUCAUUCAUUCCAAAUAGUGACCGACCACAAGCCACUGUUGGGUCUUUUAGCGCACGAUAAACCUGUACCUAACAGCUGUUCAUCCAGGCUUCUUCGCUGGGCCCUGACGUUAUCAUCUUACCGCUAUGAGUUGGUCUGUCGACAGGGAAGCCGCAUCGCACAUGCCGAUGGACUGAGCAGAUUGCCACUACCUACUGAAGCUCUUCCCGUGGAACGACCGGCAGAGGUGUUCCUGUUGGAAGGAGUCUACCGAACUGUUUUAUCCGCAAACGUAGUCGCUGAAGCCACGUCAAGAGAGGUCAUUACAUCCAACGUUCGCCACAUACUGUUGAAAGGCGGGAAAUUACCUAACGUCACUCACUACAGGCCUUACCAAAGGCGUUUUGAUCAACUGAGCGUGCAGGAUGACUGUAUACUUCUCGGAAAUCGUGUUGUCAUUCCUCAAGAGCUACGUGCAAAGGUUCUCGACUUGCUUCAUGAGAGCCACCCUGGAGUCACAAAAAUGAAGGCUGUGGCCCGCAGUCACGUCUGGUGGGAUACACUGGACGAAGAUAUUGCUGCGAGGGGUCAUGACAUCUUCAUCCUUGUGGACGCAUUUUCCUUGUGGGUAGAAGCCGAACUUGUUCCAUCACUAUCCGCGGAAGCUACUAUUUCUUGUCUACGUUCUAUCUUUGCGAGACAAGGACUGCCCGAUCUCGUAGCGUCGGAUAAUGGACCAGCAUUUGUAUCAGCAAAGUACACAGAAUUUCUGAAGCGGAAUGGAGCAAGAAAAGUCAUAAUUCCUCCAUAUAACCCAGCAUCGGUUGUUCAAACAAUUAAGAACAAGCUUAAGAAGGAGGUAGCGUCCACGCAGGGAGAGGUAUUGCAGGAGAGCCCUUGUAACGGCUCCCUGCUGUUGCCGUGCGACGGGGCCGAGAAGCACGUCCAGUGA